GCUCUUUACAAGGAAUCUUUGAAACUUCUUUACAACCAAACCGGCGUUUUUAUACAAAUCUAACAGUGUAAACGACGCUAUUUAUACGCACCAAAACGCCGUGAAAUACGGCGUGUUUUUACGCGGUUGUUGAGACGUUUUCUAAAUUACCGCGGCGAUAUGACAGUUUAGAAUGCAGAACACGCUGAGUGCAUAAAUCUGAGCCGUUUGUUUUUCUUGUCCUGUAGCUUCGUAAGAGUCAAACUGAGUGUUGACACGUUAAAACUUUGACGCGUUUCGUUUUUAGGUUUUUGUCCCUUAUGGCCGCUCUUACAUCAGCUCUUCUAGUGAUGCGCUUAUAUCAGAGACGCGCUCGUGCGCUCGCGACAGACUCGAGUUUGCUGCUGGCAGGACUGACGCGUCGGUGUUUGUGUAGUUCAGCGGCUGGUGGGGCGUCCAUGGCAGAGGAACCUUUAGUCACCGCAGGGAAUAACUUCCCACUGGAUUACAGGCAAGAGCAAGAUGUUACGUGUUCCAGACGGGACUCUCAUGGGUGCUUUGUGAACCCCUGGACAACAUGGCAGUUCCCCUCCUACAGCACCAUCGCUCGCCUGUUCCUCACAGAGAAGAACAACAGUAAUGUUCCCAGUGCCAAAGAGGUUCUUGACCGUGAGUUGCCGAUUCAGGAGCCAUAUUUCGUGCAGAGGCCAGACCAGUGUGGGCAGACAGGCCCAUCUGUGAGAGCGACCUGGCUGGGUCAUGCCACUGUACUGGUGGAGAUGGAAGGACUGGUGUUUCUGACUGACCCCAUGUUCAGCCAGAGAGCCUCUCCAGUGGCAUUCAUGGGCCCAAAGCGUUACCGUGACCCGCCUUGCACCAUAGAACAGCUUCCUCGCCUGGACGCAGUGGUGAUCAGUCACACACACUACGAUCACCUCGACGCAGACUCUGUGGCAGCUCUGAACGCUCGCUUCGGUUCCAGUUUGCGCUGGUUUGUGCCGCUCGGGUUGGCCGAAUGGAUGCAGAAGACAGGCUGUGAGAAUGUCACAGAGCUGGACUGGUGGGUAGGAAGCCGCAUUCCCGGGCACGACAAUGUCACAUUCUUUUGCACACCAGCACAGCACUGGUGCAAACGCACUCCUGUGGAUGACAACAAAGCAUUAUGGGGAAGCUGGACAGUCGUAGGCCCUUAUUGUCGUUUCUUCUUCACUGGAGAUACGGGAUACUGUUCGGCAUUUAAAGAGAUUGGAAAACGCUUCGGACCAUUCGACCUGGCUGCCAUCCCGAUUGGAGCAUACCUGCCCAGAGGAAUCAUGAAGUCUCAGCAUGUGGACCCUGAAGAGGCUGUUCAGAUUCACAUGGACAUUCAGGCCAAAACAUCGCUGGCCAUUCACUGGGGGACGUUUGCUUUAGCCUAUGAGCAUUAUCUUGACCCUCCAGCACGUUUGCGUGAGGCUAUGGUGAAUCAUGGAUUGAAUCCAGAUCUGUUCUUCAUUCUUCAUCACGGAGAGUCACAGAAGAUCAACCACAAAGACACACACUAAACAGAAACCCAGGAAGUAUGCAGACACAUAUAUAUGAUGAUGCUUUACACAGGCUGCAUUUUUAUAAAUUAUUUUACAGCUGCAGAUUGUGCUGAUCCAGUGGCUGGACUCUGGAUUUAAUGCAAUACGAAUGUUAAAAAAUGUAUUAGAUUUCUAUAUUGAUUUAAUAUAAUUUGUCACUUAAAAUAUCAUGCUGUGACCAUAAUAAAAGAACAUCUG
Messenger RNA from Sinocyclocheilus rhinocerous, 1742 nucleotides. RefSeq names its product N-acyl-phosphatidylethanolamine-hydrolyzing phospholipase D-like. Gene Ontology annotation, molecular function: N-acylphosphatidylethanolamine-specific phospholipase D activity; zinc ion binding. The record is from RefSeq and is a predicted model, not a curated record. Gene Ontology annotation, cellular component: cytoplasm; membrane-bounded organelle. NCBI's taxonomy places the organism in Eukaryota, Metazoa, Chordata, Actinopteri, Cypriniformes, Cyprinidae. The transcript is spliced from 5 exons. The coding region runs from base 300 to 1523 and encodes 407 amino acids. Gene Ontology annotation, biological process: N-acylphosphatidylethanolamine metabolic process; N-acylethanolamine metabolic process.